UCUUACAUGCAGAAAGAACGCCUCAUCACGCAUCGUCAUUGUACCUUUAUCACUAAAACAUUCAAUAAUACUGUACUAUACUAUUUCAUACCACACGCCACCGCACUACGACGUCGGAAAAUGAGCGGCUCCAUACGCACUUACCGGACAUGUGCUGCAUCAUGCACGAGCUGCUCGUAUGCGGAAGAGGAACUCUCUGGAGUAAUCUACGUCAAAGGAUUGGUCGAUCAACCAACGCCACGCGCGUCUUAGAGCAUGAUGAAGUUUUGUAUCGAUAGUGGAUUGGUUUGGUCUGAAGGCAUGCACACACACACACACACACAAUCUGCAGAAGGGAAGCGUCGAGGGAUGCAAGACCAUGCAUAUAUAGGAUCGUCGAAUCUCAGCUUUUCUUCUUCCUUGCAAGCUGCAACGACAACAUCAUAUAUUCAUCAAGAUGUUCAAUAAACUUAGCACCACUGCGGUGCUCCUCUCGAGCUCAUCGCUCUUGGUCUCGGCCUUUCCUCACAUCGCUCAGCUUGUCGCUGAACAGCAGAAGAGACAAAUUGGUCUUCCUGCUGUACCGUUCCCAGAAUGGCCCGGUCUGCCGACUCACGCUCUCUACAACAAAUUCGAUGCCGCCGCUCAGCACGUCUCGGUUUCUGGCAAGCAUGAAUAUCGUGCUCCUGGCCCCGGGGACAUCCGUGGACCUUGCGCCGGAUUGAAUGCUGCCGCGAACCACGGCUACAUUCCCCGCGACGGUAUCGCCACCGCCGAAGCCAUCAAUACCGGCCUCUGGGAAGCUUUUGGCCUAGAUGCCUCCGCCACCCUCGUCCUCCAAGCCGCAACAAUGUUCUUCGACGGCGACCCGCUCUCCGGUCGCUGGAGCAUCGGCUAUCACAGCGACAAAACAAACUCCCUGGGCCUCGUCGGCGAUAUCCUCGGGAACCAAACCGGUAUCUGCGCCUACGGCCAUCUUAAGACUGAAGGCGACGCGUCAAUCACCCGCGGCGAUUGGCUCGCACCGACCCAGAACAGUAAUUGUGCUUCAUACCCGGAAUUUGCCCAGGAACUGCUCGACCUUGCAAAGGUGCGCACGGGAGGGAACAUUACCCCCCAAGUCCUGGCCGAACACAGCCACAACCGCAAACAACACUCCAUCGCGACCAACCCCAACUACUUCUCCCCGGCCUACGCCGGCGUAGCCUUCACUUUCGGCGCACACAUGUUCGCCUUCGAGCUGCUCGCCAACCACUCCACAGCGGAUCCCCGCGGCGUCCUCACGCCCGCCGUCUUUGAGGCCUUUUUCGGCUACACGCGCGACGCAGACAACAAAUUGGUCUUCACCUACGGCACAGAGCGCAUCCCGGAGAACUGGUACCGCCGCGCCCACGACGACGCCUGGACGCUCGCCGACAUCGGAAUCUCCACCGCCCAGCAAUGCGCCUCCUACCCAUCGAACUGCCAGGUCGGCGGAAACACCGGCACGGUGAAUUCCUUCGCGGGCGUCGACGCCGGCGACAUCACCGGCGGUCUGCUCAACAGCUUCGAGGAUCUCACCGAUCCGGACCGAUUGCUCUGCUUCAUGGCUCAAGCCAUCCAGGCUGAUGUCCCCAGUUUCCUGGACAAUGUCUUCAACGGGGUGAUUCUGCAGAGCGUGCUGGAACUUAUCCCGACGGUGCUGGUGCCUGCGCUCAAGCCGCUCAUGUUGACUUGCCCGAAUUUGCCGCCUGGAAAGAGUGUGACCUCUUAUGGAAGCAAUUAUCCCGGUGUCAAGGCGAAGUUGUCGGGACAGAGGAACCCUUACAAAUAGAUGAAUGUUCGGAUGGAAUGGAAAGGAGUAUUGUUCGAAGGAAAUGGGAGCUAUUGUAUUAUCGGCGGUCCAGAAAAUGAAGAAAGAAAAAUGAAACGACUAUCAUAAGAUG
Molecule: messenger RNA, 1904 nt
Organism: Dissoconium aciculare CBS 342.82
Lineage: Eukaryota; Fungi; Ascomycota; Dothideomycetes; Mycosphaerellales; Dissoconiaceae
Product: Cloroperoxidase
Exons: 3
Coding region: 437-1792 (451 amino acids)
Molecular function (GO): peroxidase activity
Source: RefSeq, a predicted model, not a curated record